GUUGAAGUGGUUUCAACCGCUUAUAAAAGAGUUCAUCUAAGCUAUUAUCAGUAUUGUCUACCGCUUCAUCUCAAGCAUGGCAUUACUGCCGCUACUUAUCACUUGCCUCUUGGCAAGUGCACUAACAGCGGACGAUUUCUAUUGGUACAAGGAUUCUGUUGUGUACCAAGUGUACGUCCGCUCCUUCCAGGACUCAGAUGGUGACGGCAUUGGAGACUUGAAGGGUGUCAUUCAACGUGCUGAUUACCUCCAGUCAUUGGGCAUCGGUGCUAUAUGGCUUUCACCUAUUUAUGCUAGUCCAAAUUAUGACUACGGAUAUGAUAUUUCUGAUAUGGAUAAUGUUAAUCCAGAAUACGGAACAUUGGAAGAUUUUAAUGAAUUAGUGAAGGCAAUGAAUGCUAGAGGAAUUAGAGUGAUGAUGGACUUUGUACCCAAUCACACAAGUUCAAAACAUAAAUGGUUUAUUGCUUCGGAAGCCAGGAACGAUACAGACGAAAAAUAUUCAGAUUUUUAUGUUUGGCAAGACCCAAGCGGAUACGAUAGCAACAAUAAACCACAGCCGCCCAACAAUUGGCUAAGUAAUAUGGGCACAGGAACUGCCUGGGAAUGGAGCGAAAAAAGGAAACAAUUUUAUCUGCAUUCGUUUCUGGUUGAACAGCCGGAUCUCAACUACGCCAACCCUGUAGUGAGGGAGAAAAUGAACGAUGUACUUAAACUGUGGAUGAGCAGAGGAGUCAGUGGAUUCCGGAUGGAUGCUGUGAGUUCAAUUUAUGACAACUUGGCAUGUGGGAAUGAACCUCCAUCAGAUAACCCAAACCCACACAACCCUUACGAUAUUAAGAACCUAAAGCACAUCUGCACGAUAGAUCAACCAGAAACCUACGACAUCAUUAAAGAAUUCAGAAAAACUUUGGACACAUUUCAAGAUAAAACUGGCAAAAAAGAGGCUAAGCUCAUGAUGACGGAAAGUUAUUCGGACUUCGACGCAGUUGUGAAGUACUACGGAGACAAAAAAUCUCCUGGAUCAACCUUUCCCUUUAAUUUCUUCUUCAUUGCCGACCUCAACCAAGGAAGUAAGACUUCUGAAUGGGCAACCAUAAUAAAGCAGUGGGUGAACCUCAUCAAUGAAGAUAAAUGGCCCAACUGGGUGCUAGGAAAUCAUGACAUGCACCGUCCAGCUUCCAGAUUCAGCGACGAAUGGGUCGACGUCCUCCACAUGAUGGUGAUGACGCUGCCCGGAACGGUGCUUAACUACUACGGCGAUGAGCUUGGUCUUGAAGACGCCUACGUGAGGUACGAUGAAGGCAGAGAUCUCCAAGGAAUCAGGGCUGGGCCGAAUGGGUUCGCCGCCAUGUCGAGGGACUUCCAGAGAGGUCCCAUGCCUUGGAAAGCGACGCACAACGGGGGGUUUUCAACGGGCAAACCAUGGCUACCUCUGGCUCCAAGCUUCUGGAGUAGAAAUGUAGAAAAUGAGUCCUCUCGAAACAACAAACGCUCGCACCUCAAUGUUUACAAAACUCUGGUUCAAUUGAGAAAGAAACAGACGAUGACUGAUGGAAGCACUGAAAUCCAGGCGAGCGAUGAGGGAUUAAUAAUUAUCACGAGAGUCCUGAAGAAUAAUCCAACAAUGUUCACAGUUCUGAACAUAGGUGAUUUUGAAAUAACUGCCGAUCUGUCGAAGUUCAGAAACAGUCUGCCUUCAACACUCAAGAUGGUCGUUAGUAGUUACAACUUCCCGGAGACAAAAAGUGUUAAAUCGUCAAACGUUUAUCUACCGCCGAAGUCUGGAGUAGUUUUGGUUUCUUACAGUGAUUGAAGCCAUUUUUGUCCUCACCUUAAGUUCCUGUGCAAUAAAGUAUAUGAAAAUAUUACUAUACAAUGACGAAAUAAAGUAGAAUAAAUAAAAUUUAAAAAGGCUUGUAUUUAAUUUUUUGUAUUUAUCAUUGACAAUAUGAUAAAUGUUACGAAAUAUAAACUGAAAUAAGAAAUAUA
Molecule: messenger RNA, 1992 nt
Organism: Nezara viridula (southern green stink bug)
Lineage: Eukaryota; Metazoa; Arthropoda; Insecta; Hemiptera; Pentatomidae
Source: the annotation of a GenBank genome assembly